AUGACGCCGACGCAGCGGCAACAGACAACGGCAUGCGCCUUGAUUCAACUUGACGCCGGAAAAUCUAAGCGUCACCAACAACUCUAUUUUCAGACGCAGCGUCUCCUUUUCUGGAUUUCUGGGAAGCUUUCGAUUUGCCACGUGCUACCGUCGUGUUCUAGAUGUUUCAGCACAUGGAAUAGUAGGCACGGACGAGAUAAGGAAAAAAAUGAGACAAUUACAAAGCUUCCGCUGAACCUUCCGAGUCAGUUUCAGUGUCCACGAAAUCCAGCGACGACACCGGAGCAGUUGUGUUCACUGCUCCUCCCGGUUUCAAGCCUCCCGAGCCCGAAACGCUUCGCCGUUAAACCCGGAAAACUCUUCGAUGUCUUGGGUGCAGCCAUCGGUUUGUUUUCCGAUUCGGCACUGGGGUUUUCGUUUCUGGGAAAAUUUUGGACGGUUACUCUGACGCCUGCAGCCGUUGAAGCAAUCGCAGAGAGCUUCGGUGAAUGGGUUGCAGCGACGGAGGGUAACGGAAACGGCGUCAUUAGGGUUUCUCUCGGUCGUGACCCACGUGUCUCCGGCGGGAAGCUGAACACGGCCGUGUUUGCCGGUUUAUCUCGUGCAGGCUGUUUAGCUUUUGACAUGGGUUUAGCUACUACUCCUGCUUGCUUCAUGAGCACGUUACUCUCUCCUUUCGAAUACGACGCUUCAAUUAUGAUGACGGCGUCUCAUUUACCGUACACAAGAAACGGUCUCAAGUUCUUUACCAAGAGAGGAGGAUUAGCGUCUCCUGGAGUGGAGAAGAUUUGCGAUUUAGCUGCACGGAAGUACGCAAACAGACAGACUAAAGUCUCUACAUUGAUAAGAACUCGACCACAGCAAGUCGAUUUCAUGAGCGCUUGCUCUAGCACCUUAGGGAUAUCCUUAAAGAGAGAAUCAAUCACCAUGAGCAUUACGACACUCCUCUGAAAGGAUUUCAGGCAAGAGUCUAGCUUUAUAAUCCCUUUAUGUCUUGAGUGUUACAAUACAAAAUGUUGGCGGUUUUUGUGGUUGGUGUACUGGUUAGAUAGUAGUGAAUGCUGGUAAUGGGUCAGGAGGGUUCUUUACUUGGGACGUUCUUGACAAGUUAGGAGCCGAUACGUUCGGUUCGCUAUAUCUCAACCCGGAGGGGAUGUUCCCGAACCACAUCCCUAAUCCGGAAGACAAAACCGCAAUGUCACGCACCCGAGCCGCGGUUCUUGAGAACUCAGCGGAUCUUCGUGUCGUGUUUGACACGGAUGUUGACAGGAGCGGAGUGGUCGAUAGCAGAGGAAACCCUAUAAACGGAGAUAAGCUCAUUGCGCUUAUGUCAGCGAUUUGCCCUAGGGCUCCCAAUAUCAUUGGGCCGGGGCUGCUGAUGUUAUCUGUUAAUUAGUUAAUGUGUAAUACUGUUUUUAAAGUAUGGAUAUAGGAAGUACAAUUGUGACGGACGCAAGAACGAGUAUGGGGCUAACAAGGUUUAUAAUGGAGAGAGGAGGGAGGCAUUGUUUGUACAGAGUAGGGUAUAGAAACGUGAUAGACAAGGGAGUAGAGCUGAACAGAGACGGCAUCGAGAGUCAUCUCAUGGUGGAAACUUCAGGUCAUGGUGCUGUUAAAGAGAAUCACUUCUUGGAUGAUGGUGCAUACAUGGUGGUGAAGAUCAUAAUCGAAAUGGUGAGAAUGAGACUCGCGGGAUCUAAAGAAGGUAUCGGUGGUUUGAUCGAAGAUCUUGAGGAGCCGUUAGAAGCGGUUGAGCUGCGGAUGAAUAUUUUGUCAAAGCCAAGAGAUGCCAAAGCAAAAGGCAUUGAAGCCAUUGAGACAUUCAGGCAAUACGUAGAGGUAUAAUUAGCCAUGUAACUAAAUAAUCGAUUGGUUCUGAUUGUAGAUGUAGACUUAAGAAUUAUUAUAAG
Messenger RNA from Thlaspi arvense, 1910 nucleotides. NCBI's taxonomy places the organism in Eukaryota, Viridiplantae, Streptophyta, Magnoliopsida, Brassicales, Brassicaceae. The record is from the annotation of a GenBank genome assembly.